Messenger RNA from Brassica napus (rape), 1694 nucleotides. RefSeq names its product 3-ketoacyl-CoA synthase 7. The transcript has a single exon. Gene Ontology annotation, cellular component: membrane. The record is from RefSeq and is a predicted model, not a curated record. Gene Ontology annotation, molecular function: acyltransferase activity, transferring groups other than amino-acyl groups. Gene Ontology annotation, biological process: fatty acid biosynthetic process. Bases 131 to 1480 code for a protein of 449 amino acids. Lineage: Eukaryota; Viridiplantae; Streptophyta; Magnoliopsida; Brassicales; Brassicaceae.
UUCGUCCCCCUUCACAUGCUUACCCUGUGAUGCAACAACCUUUACGCUAAACACUAUAACCCACACAAAACUCAAAGUUCAUGUGUUUCACCCUCUUGUUUCUCUCUUUUCUCAGCUUCGAUCCAUCAACAUGGACUCGUCUUCUCCUUUCAUCAACGUCUCCCAAACCUUUAUGAGCUUCCCACACGUAGCAUCAGCCUUUGUCGUCAUAGCCAUCUUUAGUUACUAUUUCUUCAGACCAAAAUGUAUAUACCUCAUUGACUUCUCAUGUUACCAACCUCCAGACUUCUUGCGAGCUACAGUCUCCAAUUUCAUCGAGCAUCUUACCAUAUCCGGGGUGUUUGAUCAAGAAAGCCUUGAUCUCCAGCAAAAGAUUCUAGAGCGGUCAGGAAUUGGAGAUGGCGCGAGUGUUCCCGUGACGGUUCAUGAGAUUCCACCGAACUCUUCUCUCUCAGCAGCUAGAGAAGAAACUCAUGACAUCCUCUUCACUGUUGUUGAAGACCUUUUUUUGAAGCACAAGAUAGAUCCCAAGAGUAUUGACAUCCUUGUCUCUAACUGUAGUCUCUUUUGUCCUUCUCCGUCUAUAACUUCGAUUAUUAUAAACCGGUUCGGCAUGAGGAGUGACAUCAAGAGCUUCAGCUUGAGUGGAAUGGGGUGCAGCGCGGGGCUUCUUUCGAUAAACCUAGUAAAGGAUCUUAUGAAGAUUCAUGGUGACUCUUUGGCGUUGGUGUUGAGCAUGGAAGCUGUUAGUCCAAAUGGUUAUAGAGGCAAGUGCAAGUCAAUGCUCAUUGCUAACACCAUCUUCAGAAUGGGUGGGGCAGCGAUUCUUCUCUCCAAUAGGGAGCAAGACAAGCCUAAUGCGAAGUAUAAACUCCAGCAUCUUAUUAGAACUCAUGUCGGAUCAGACAAUGAAUCAUAUGAGAGUGUAAUGCAGCAGAUUGAUGAAGAAGGAAAUGUGGGAGUAGCUUUGUCUAAGCAGCUUGUGAAGGUAGCAUCAAAGGCCUUGAAGAUCAACGUGGUGGAGUUAGGUCCUCAAGUGUUACCUUACUCAGAGCAGCUCAAAUACAUAGUCUCAUUCAUCAAAAGAAAAUGGGGUAUGCAGAAGGAGGUAUACACACCUAACUUCAAGAAAGCUUUUGAGCAUUUCUGUAUACAUGCUGGAGGAAGAGCUAUAAUUGACGGUGUGGAGAAGCAUCUAAAGCUGGAUAAAGAAGAUGUAGAAGCGUCAAGGUCAACAUUGCAUCGGUAUGGGAACACAUCUUCGUCUUCGCUGUGGUAUGAGUUGCAAUACCUGGAGGCGAAAGGUAGAAUGAAAAAGGGAGAUAGAGUAUGGCAGAUUGGGUUUGGAAGUGGUUUUAAGGCUAACACUGCUGUCUGGAAAUGCAUCUCCGAGAUUGAUUCAAAAGACCGGAAUGCAUGGUCUGAUCGAAUACACUUGUAUCCAGUCUCUGGGGAUGGUUCAAGUGCCUUGGAAACAUAGCUCCUUUCUUGACAUUGAUUCAGUACUGCUCCAUAGAAUAGUUUAUCCAAUCCUUCACAUUUACUCUAGCUUGCUGAAGGAGUGUUUCUACAGCUGUUCUUAACAUUCACUCAAGUUUAUCCAAAAGUCUUGAGCAUCUUCAUGCAUUGUAGGAAAAAAACUUUCCACAUUCUUCGAUUCUUGAGCAGUUUCUUUUGGAUCACUCCUCUCAGAA